Messenger RNA from Protopterus annectens (West African lungfish), 2657 nucleotides. RefSeq names its product DEAH-box helicase 33 (gene DHX33). The coding region runs from base 141 to 2180 and encodes 679 amino acids. Lineage: Eukaryota; Metazoa; Chordata; Ceratodontiformes; Protopteridae. Gene Ontology annotation, molecular function: RNA binding; ATP binding. Gene Ontology annotation, cellular component: intracellular anatomical structure; nucleolus. The transcript has 12 exons. The record is from RefSeq and is a predicted model, not a curated record. Gene Ontology annotation, biological process: positive regulation of transcription by RNA polymerase I.
AUUAUCUGCGACUUGACAGUUUCCUAAGCACGUUGGUGUACGGUCAGAAAACAGCUGCAAAAGUAUGCAGCCGAAUAUUCUCUUGAUUUUGACGAACCUUUGAGUAGUAACAACCUGUUCUUUACUUCGUGAUUUAUCGGAUGAUGCUUCAAGAACAUAGUUCACCCCCGGCCAAAAAGUACAAGCCGGAUUCCCUUUUAGUCUCAUUCAGUACGAAACAAAACAUGCUGGGAUCACGAAAGGACACUGUUUCAGUGGAGCAGCAGCGCCGAAGUCUUCCUAUUCAUCAAGCCCGCAUUCAGCUUAUCAACCAGUUACGGCAGUUGGAUUGCGCUGUAUUAAUAGGUGAGACAGGGUCUGGGAAGACAACACAAGUUCCCCAGUAUUUAUUUGAAGCUGGUAUUGGACGUCAGGGCAUUGUUGGAAUCACACAGCCCCGCCGAGUGGCAGCAUUAUCACUAGCAGCAAGGGUUGCUGAAGAAAAGAAAACUGAACUAGGAAAACUAGUUGGGUACACUGUACGAUUUGAAGAUGCUACAUCUGAUGAGACCAAAAUUAAGUUCCUUACAGAUGGUAUGCUUCUGAGGGAGGCCAUUGGAGAUCCCCUUCUUCGCAGAUACAGUGUUGUCAUCUUAGAUGAAGCUCAUGAAAGAACAGUCCACACUGAUGUUCUGUUUGGAGUUGUAAAGGCCGCACAAAGGAAGCGCAAAGAUCUGGAUAAACCACCCUUAAAAGUACUGAUCAUGUCUGCGACAGUGGAUGUAGACCUUUUCUCUCAGUACUUCAACAAAGCUCCAGUACUGUACCUAGAGGGGCGACAACACCCAAUUCAGAUUUUUUAUACCAAGCAGCCCCAGAGUGAUUACCUUCAUGCUGCUCUGGUCUCAUUGUUUCAGAUCCAUCAGGAAGCUGAAGCUGCUCAUGAUAUCCUGGCGUUUUUAACGGGUCAGGAAGAGAUAGAAGCUAUGGCUAAGACAUGCCGCGACAUUUCCAAGCACCUACCAGAUGGCUGCCCUCAGAUGGUGGUGGUUCCGCUGUAUGCAUCUCUGCCACCCACUCAGCAGCUCCGAGUGUUUCAGAGUGUACCAAAGGGCUGUCGUAAAGUGAUCCUUUCUACCAACAUUGCAGAGACAUCUAUCACCAUUUCAGGGAUUAAAUACGUUAUCGACACUGGUAUGGUGAAAGCCAAGAAGUACAACCCUGAAAGUGGUCUGGAGGUACUCGCUGUGCAGAGGGUGGCAAAGGCUCAGGCAUGGCAGAGAUCAGGGAGAGCGGGUCGGGAAGACAGUGGAAUCUGUUAUCGUUUAUAUACAGAGGAGGAGUUUGAAAAAUUUGAUUCCAUGACUGUACCAGAGAUUCAGAGAUGCAACCUUGCUGGAGUGAUGCUGCAUCUAAUGGCCAUGCGAAUUCCCAACGUCAUGACAUUUGACUUCAUGUCCAAGCCAUCUCCAAAUGCCAUCCAGGCUGCAGUUGAUCAGCUUGAUUUGUUGGGUGCUGUGGAUCGUAAAGAUGGACAGUUGUUGCUCACUGCCCUGGGACGUAAAAUGGCAGCAUUUCCACUGGAACCCAAGUUCUCAAAAACCAUCCUGCUGUCUUCAGAGUUCCAUUGUGCAGAAGAGAUCCUAACCAUCAUUGCUGUACUCUCAGUAGACAGUGUUCUUUAUAACCCUCCUACUAAGCGAGAAGAUGUGCAGUCUGCCAGAAAAAAGUUCAUCUCCAGUGAGGGCGAUCAUAUGACUCUGCUCAACAUAUAUCGGGCUUUCAAAAAUGUUAGCAGAAAUAAGGAAUGGUGCAGAGAAAACUUUGUGAACAACAGGAAUAUGAUGUUAGCAUCCGAAGUCCGAUCACAGCUCCGUGACAUCUGCUUAAAGCUAGGAAUGCCUUUAGAGUCUUCACGCAUGGACACUGGAAAUAUCCGGCGAUGCCUGGCUCAUGGUCUUUUCAUGCAUGUAGCUGAACUGCAACUUGAUGGUACAUAUGUUACACUUGACACACAUCAGCCAGUGGCAAUCCACCCUUCUUCUGUACUUUUCCACUGCAAACCUGCCUAUGUAAUUUACAAUGAGUUGCUUCACACUUCAAAGUGCUACAUGCGAGACCUUUGUGUUAUUGAUUCUGAAUGGCUUUAUGAGACUGCACCAGACUAUUUCCGCAGGAAGCUAAAGUCUAACAAAAACUGACUUAUAUUAAAUAAAUCUACUUCCUGAGUGUUUCCUUAACAGAGCAUGCUGAUCUUCUGAAUAUAAUUGCUCGUAGUGGUAUGGCUCCUUAUGUUAAAAGUGAGGCCUCACUGGGCCACGACGGUCAGUGUUUGACACUGGCAGGACAUGGAGCAAUGUGGAUCUUACUGGAAUUAACAGUAGAAGAACUGUCACAGCAAAUGGCUGCUGUUCUGUUUUGAAAAAAAAAUGAGUAGAUAAUAGUACCUGCUACUUGUCAGAGCGUUGGACCAUAUAGCAGCAGCCAGUCAUGUUAUUCUUCAGAGUACAGUUUUCUUUCUUGCUGUUUCUGUAAAUGGCUUCAGUAGCUUGUUGGGGAAAGUAAAUAUAUGUAAGUAUAGUUUGGUUUAUUGGCUGUAGUCAAGUAAAAUUCCUAGGAAGAGUUACAUAUAUGUAUAUUUUCUGGACUGUAUUCAACAGUAAAUUAUUUUUCUCUAA